AAGCAAACGGGCAUAUACAAGGGCAUACAAACCAUGGCUCAAAAACUCUCCGAUGACGUGGACCCGAACCCUAACAUUGAUUCAGAUUUGCGAGAUCGUGUCUGCCGAUCUAUGGCUGUGGAUGUUAGAACUCGUCCAAAUCUUGGUUAUAUGCUAUCUAAAACCUCACAGGGUGUCGCUAACAAAACAGAGGAACCCUUCCUGCUGAAUGGAACAAAAGAAACAGAUAGAGACAUUCAAGAUUUCCUGCAGGAGAUGGUAUAUAAAGCGGAUCCGCCCCCAAAUCAGGAUCCUCCUGCUCCAGCGGAGCCUGCCCAACGUGGUGGCCAGCGUCCGCCCUCGAUAAUUUCAUUAUCAAGUUAGGAGGGCGGAUGUAAUAAAUAAGUCACGGAUGCAAAUGAGCAUAAGAGUCUACUUUAUACACUGAAAACUUAUAAUAUUCUUGAAACCCUUGCACCUGUAUAUUAUACAAUCUGUUGAUACUUGUUAUUACAUAACUACAAUAGUGGGGGAAUAUUGGCAACAGCUCUCGAGAUUUCUAGGCUAGCCACUAACUACAUGCUCCUGAGACUCUCUACUCGGUCUCAUCGUUAAAGAAACCAAGCACCCUGACUUCGAUAGAGUUGCGCGGGAGCCUCGUCUUUGGAACUAUCAUCCCGGUAGCUUCCGCGUGGAGGACUACGGACAUUAUGACGACGGGAGUCAAAAGUUGGGAAUACCCACUGACUCUACGUGUCAAAUGUGGGAGUUAUUGCCGCCUUCUAGUAUGGAUUCUGAUUGAGAGGCGUUUAGCCAUUACCCAGCAGGUGGUACCAUUCUCACUAGUUCCAUUUGUUCAACAAGAUUCGACUGGGGUCCUUGUGGUAUAUGUGAGCUACAGUACACGAAGCUAGGAGAUCUUUGCUUGUUUAGCUAUCGUAACUAGGCUUGAAGGAGGGUUUGAGGCUGCUGAUAUGACGCAAAGCAUUGUGGCUUGUACGACUUCAUAUGAUAGCGCCUUCAGCUCACAUGUUACACGUGCCGAAUGUGUUAAACCCAUUCGUCCGCGCCUUGUACAAUUUACACACCUAUUACUGAC
Molecule: messenger RNA, 1078 nt
Organism: Xylaria bambusicola
Lineage: Eukaryota; Fungi; Ascomycota; Sordariomycetes; Xylariales; Xylariaceae
Exons: 2
Coding region: 34-363 (109 amino acids)
Source: RefSeq, a predicted model, not a curated record